Molecule: messenger RNA, 2271 nt
Organism: Meleagris gallopavo (turkey)
Lineage: Eukaryota; Metazoa; Chordata; Aves; Galliformes; Phasianidae
Source: RefSeq, a predicted model, not a curated record
CCUCUCCGCAGGUGCCGGCCGGAUCGAGCUGUGCGCGGGCCUGGUGGAGGGAGGAACAACCCCGAGCAUGGGGCUCCUGCAGGUGGUGAAGCAGUGCGUGCGGGUCCCUGUGUUCGUCAUGAUCCGGCCUCGCGGCGGAGAUUUUCUCUACUCGGACCGAGAGGUGGAGGUGAUGAAGGCCGACAUCCGCCUGGCCAAGCUGCACGGUGCGGAUGGGCUGGUCUUCGGGGCCCUCACUGAGGAUGGACGCAUCGAUACAGAGCUCUGCACGGCGUUGCUGGCUGUUUGCCGGCCCUUGCCAGUCACGUUUCACCGAGCCUUCGACAUGGUGCACGACCCUCAGGUGGCACUGGAGACUCUGAUUUCUCUGGGGUUUGAGCGGGUAUUGACCAGUGGCUGCGAUAGCUCAGCACUGGAAGGAUUAUCCUUGAUUAAGAAACUCGCAGAACAGGCAAAGGGCAGAAUUGUCGUAGUGCCAGGGGGUGGCAUCACAGAGCGCAACCUGCAAAGGAUUCUGGAAGGCUCUUCUGCUUCUGAGUUUCACUGCUCUGCUCGCUCAGCGCGGGAUUCAGGGAUGAAGUUCAGAAAUCCAAAUGUUGCCAUGGGAGCGUCGUUCUCUGCCCCUGAGUACUCUAUUAAGGUGGCGGAUGUGGCUAAAGUGAGGACCCUGAAUGCCAUUGCAAAGAACAUUCUGUAGUGGAAAGCACUGUGCUGGAACAAGAGCACCAAGACUCCAGAGUUUUUCCUGCCAUGUGGACAGCUGUGUACUGCUUCCGUCCUCAGGCUGCGGAGGAUGCAAAUUAGGUGACAAAGCCUGAUGUUUCUUCCCUUUGUUUCCCCUGAGUGACCAGUCCCUGGCCUGGAAACUUAUAUUGGCCAUUUUAAAUGAAAGGACUCAUUCUUGGAUGUGAUGGCAACAAGCUGCUCAGCUCCUUGUAUUUAGAGAGAAAGGGAGCUGAGCAAGUAUGGGAGAAUGAAUUGUGUAGCACUGCAUGUGACUGUCAAAUAAACGCUGCAGCUGCUCCCCUCUUACUCCGUUUUUACUGUUUUGUUGUUUGUUUUGAAUUUGUUUUACAGAUGGUACUGUAUGCUCCAUUUUGCAUGGUUUGGUACAGCAUGCUUUGGCAUCAGUUCUAGAUACAUACUGCAAAUGGAAAAGUCCACGUUAGCUCGUCUGUGUAACAUGAGGCAGUGUGUACAGGAGAUAGAAACAUUUCCUGAGAACAAAGUAAUAGCAGAUAAGCACUCAGUUAAGAACAUAACUCAAACCCUAGUCGUGUGUCAGGAGGGCCAAAUGUGAGAGCAACAGAAGAGAGGUAAGAGUCAGAUGAGGGGACGCUGAAUUAAUCAUUCUUCUGCUGCACCAAAAGAGAAAAUGAUUACAUUCAAAAUGCCAGGAAGGGAAACAGACAGAGCUGGAAGACAAAGUCUGCUUGUGUCAACCAGUAGGAUAGCUGAGGAUUAGAAACCCAGCAUCUCUUAGUUAAAAAGAAGCACAUCAAAGCUGUUCGUAUGUAGAGGUGACGAGCCUACAUGGCAAGAAGCUUCUACUGCCUGACUGAUGGGGUGAGCUAGCUGUGAGCCAACUUGGCCUACAGAUGAAAGAGGUCAAGGGGAGGGGAGGGUAUAUGGUGAGAUUCCUUGGGAAGCCGAGGUACUUUUUCUCAGGGAGUUUCCAGGUCCUUUUCCUAACACAUCUUCACAAGCAUCUCCUUAUUCUUCAGACAGUGUGUGAGAGGAAAAGUGUCUGUGGGUUUAUUGCUGACUAGUCAGAAUCAAAGGUUAGGCUUCUUUUGGUUUUACCUUAACGGAAUCAGAUAGUUGAAAACCUAUAGCUAAAGACUAUAACUUCAGAACUUCAUGUCAGAGAGUGUAUCCCCUUUUUCACAUGGAUCCAUCAGAGGUAUCAAUGUCUCUCAAAACACAUCUUGGGAACAUAGAUGGCAAUUCUCAACAUAUGAACUGGGAAAAUAGCUGCAUAGCGUGGGGUCAGUGCUGGCUGAUGUGCACUCAGUAGGAAGGAUUAAAACUUGGUAGAAGUGAUUUCACUUACGGUUAAUUGGGUUUAAGAGUUUGUGGCUUAUGUUGUAUGAUUUCUUGAGUCAUGCUGAUAUCUGUAACUCAAUUAAUGUAUUAUGCUGGCGCAGCCUUCCGCCAUCAUAUAUAUAGUUUGGUUCUUUUGUGUAAAGUUCUGUUUGUUUUAAAAAGGCUUCUGAACUCAAAGGAGUUGAACACCAUAAGAAAGCAAAGAAAUAAACUUCUCAGAGAUUA